AUGGGCGACGACGUUCUUGGGAACCGAGAUCCCUUCGUGCUGAACGCCUCGGGUACGAACCAGACUCAGAUUUACAUGGUUCUUCUCUCCGAUGAUCCCGAUUCGACCAACCCAACUUCUCCUGAUGCUGCCCCGAACUCGACGUCUCCAGCGUACCCGGGCAACAAUUCAACUACGUCAACGAAUACGACAGAAGCAUCAGACGCGUCCCAGACCUUCACCCUGGCCGAUCUCUCCGGUUCCACCGCACCAACAGACCCCUCCAGCUCUUCCAACUCGACGUCGUCGGGCAACUCGACCACUCCGGGAAACUCGGACAACUCGACUACUUCGGCACCAUCCCAGUACAAGAAAGUUGCCUUGAAGAUUCCACUCUUUGACGCCGGGUCAGCCACGAUGAAGGCUUACUGUGCGACUUUCGACCCCCAGCCGAUGGCGCCUUCGCCGUUAACGGUCGAGAAUUGUGCGAACGGUCCAACGGUUCAGGAACACAAGAGCCAGGUUUUCGCCUAUGAUCCUGAAACGGGUGCUAUCCAACCGAUGUGGUACAACGGCGAAGACGAUGGGAUGCCGGAUGAUGAGGACGACGGUGGCGACGACAGCGGCGAUUUCACCGGCGGCGACGGUAGCGAUGAGGAUGGCAGCCUUCCCGAUGGUGACGACAGCGAUUCUCCGUCUCCAGCUAACGUGACGUCCACAGCUGACGUUGACAACACGGUUGCUCGGAUCGAGAACUUGAGUGACAAGCUGCUCAAUGACGACACGUUAAUCCAUCCUCCGGCUCCUUCCAUAGCGGCAAAGGCCCACGCGUUCGUUGCCGAUAAUUAUUCCAAUGCUCAGAACGUGACGCUUAUGUUUACUCCCACGCCUCCCGAGCUUUCUUCUCAAGCUGCAGAUGAGGAGCGGUUGGCCUCCCCGUCUUCGUCUUCGGUACCCGCUACAAUCUCUGGCACCACUUCGUCGACCUCAGACGCUGCGCCGAGCACUGGAUCGUACUCCAACUACUCGUCGAUGUCGACGGCUUUCUUCCCUGCUGCUACGUCUUCAGCUGCAUCUUCGAUGACGCGCUCUGGCUCUACGGAUACCAGCUUAGGCACCGCCUCGACGACUGUGACAUUCUCUCCCGCGUCCGCGGUUGCGACGGGCGCAUCUUCGGCCGCUGGUGUCAGCACGACAAACAUAAGCUCAGACGUGUCGUUGUCUCCUGCUUCGGCUACGCCUUCCUCGUCUUCUUCUUCUGAAGCCACCGAUGGCUUUAGCUCGGUAACCGUUUCUUCGACGAUGAUCUCAUCGGCGGACGCGACGACAGCCUCUGCGACGUUGAGCGAUCCUUCCGCCUCCGCAACUUCGGACAGCGCAUCUAUCUCUGCGACUCAUACUCUCGGCGUGCAAGUGUUUGAUCCUGAUGCUACUGCCUCUUCUGAUGCCUCCGGCUGCUCGAACGCGACCACGACGGCUUCCAACACAGACUCUGCGACCGCUGGCUCUGCGACCGACUCUUGUCCUGCGGCAAGUGCUACUCCGACCUCUGCGUCUGGCUCUCUUGGCGCUCAGGCCGCUUCUACCUCGUCGAGCACGUCGAUUACAGGUCCUUCCGGCGCAUCGUCAACCGAGUCUUCCGGGGCGCCGUCUAUGACUCCUGUUAGCACUGCGCCCUAUGAGUGGAAGUUCAAGCAGGGUUCGGAGAAGAGAGGCUACACCGCUGCGUACGGUUGGUAG
Molecule: messenger RNA, 1719 nt
Organism: Phanerochaete carnosa HHB-10118-sp
Lineage: Eukaryota; Fungi; Basidiomycota; Agaricomycetes; Polyporales; Phanerochaetaceae
Exons: 1
Coding region: 1-1719 (572 amino acids)
Source: RefSeq, a predicted model, not a curated record